Messenger RNA from Protobothrops mucrosquamatus (brown spotted pit viper), 3703 nucleotides. It is a transcript of the gene TSC22D2, whose product is annotated as TSC22 domain family member 2. Gene Ontology annotation, biological process: regulation of transcription by RNA polymerase II. Bases 1 to 2310 code for a protein of 769 amino acids. The record is from RefSeq and is a predicted model, not a curated record. NCBI's taxonomy places the organism in Eukaryota, Metazoa, Chordata, Lepidosauria, Squamata, Viperidae. The transcript has 4 exons.
AUGUCCAAGAUGCCGGCCAAGAAAAAGAGCUGUUUCCAGAUCACAAGUGUGACGACGGCCCAGGUGGCCAGCAGCAUCACGGAGGACACCGAGAGCUUGGACGACCCGGAUGAAUCCCGCACCGAGGAUGUUUCAUCAGAGAUUUUUGAUGUGUCCCGUGCCACUGACUAUGGACCUGAAGAUGUCUGUGAGCGCAGCUCCUCCGAGGAAACUCUCAACAAUGUGGGUGAUGCCGAGACUCCAGGGACAGUCUCUCCCAAUUUGCUUCUGGAUGGCCAAGUAGCUGCUGCUGCUGUUGCUGCAGCUUCUGGAGGGAUACAGCCGCCUUCUCCUGCUGUGCCUGUUGCCAAUGGAGGAGCGGUUCCCAGGAGCACUGUGAUGCCUUCAGCAACUGCCAGCCAAACCUGCUCAGUAGCGACAGGAGGCGGCAGUGUGCAACCAGCUGCUGGUCCGUCAGCCAUGCCUCUAACGGCUGCUGCCGCAUGCAGUUCUCGCUUCAGAGUGAUCAAGCUAGACCACGGUACUGGAGAGCCGUAUAGACGGGGACGAUGGACGUGUAUGGAAUACUAUGAUCGGGACUCGGAUGGUGGGGCUGUGUUAGCCAGGACUGGUGAUUGCAUUAGACACAACAGUACUUUUGAACAAGCUGUUCAAGAUAGAGACAGUGGCUUAGGUGCUACUGGUAGUUCGUUGAUAGUCUCAGGUGUGGUAACUUCUGUGCAUGGCCCUGACUCCUUAGCUGACAGUUCUGUUACUGCUGUUUCACAGCUACUCCAGCCAGAGAAAAUAAACCAGCCGUCUCCACAGCAGCCUAAUUUUAUUAUUGGUCAGCAGCCUCACAGUAGUGCUCAGCCAAUCUAUUCAGGAGCCACAGUAGCAGGCCAGCAGGUGAUGGGGCCUCUGUUGCAGACACAGGUAAAUGCACAGAGCAUGGGGCAAGCUGGGCCUAAUGGGAAAGGCUUACCAUCUACAAAUGUAGCAAUAGCUCAGCCAGGUUUGCCUAUGCCACAACAACAGGUACAGCAAGCAAAUGUACCAGUGGCACAGACUCAGCAGUUUGCCUACUCUCAGUCACAGAUUCCACCAGUACACAUGGUGUCAGCCCAGACUUCUGGUCAGCCAGAGUACAUUCAGCAUAUGACAGUAAUGCAGUCUCAAGGAGCUACUCAACAGGCUGCUUCUGGCUCAAUCACAGGCACUGGAGCUUCCAGUCUUCCAGCAGCACAAGUAGUUGGUCAGACUCCCUCACCUCUAGCACCAGUGAUGGGAGUUGCUUCACCAGCAGGCGAAACAAUAGGACAGGGAUCUGGGCUAAUGCAGGGUGGCCUGACAACUCCACUUCAGACUGUCAUUUCUCAACCAGGAGGUGUGGUACAGCAAGGCAUUGGACAUGCAGGGGCUGUUCAACAGAAAUCCAUGACUCAGCAGCAAAUGGGUGGAAGCAGUCAAGUGGCUGGUACUCCACACAGUAUAGUCUCUGGAGUUCAGAAUGUGCCUAUAGCUGUACCUGGUACUACCGUGCCUAAUGUGUCUACAACUUCUGUUACUAUGCCAAAUGCCUCUGUUACUUUAGUCCAAUCUCAGCUGACCAGCCAUACAACUGUCAGUAGAAGUUCCAGUGUUGUCCAGCAACAUAUUGGCCUUCCAUUAAUGCAAGGCACAAGUAGUGUACCUACGAAUCUACCACAAUCUAACAUUGGACAGUUUCAGACACAGCCUGUAGGCCAGAUUGAUGAUACUAGAAGAAAAUCUGAACCCCUACCUCAACCACCACUUUCUCUUGUUGCUGAAAACAAACUUCACGUGAAGCCACCUAUUCCGGACAGUUUAACAAACCCUCUUAAUUUACCUGCAACUACUCCUAUGAACAGUCUUGCCAGCACUGUUUUUGGCAUAUCUAUUCCUGUUGAUGGUGAUGAAGACAGGAAUCCUUCAACUACUUUCUACCAAGUGUUUCAUUCGAACAAGUUACAGGAAUCAAAGAACCUCUGGGAUAGUGCAUCUGGUGGGAGUGUUGUGGCCAUUGAUAACAAAAUAGAACAGGCAAUGGAUCUGGUGAAAAGCCAUUUGAUGUAUGCAGUCAGAGAAGAAGUGGAAGUACUGAAGGAACAAAUAAAAGAAUUGGUUGAAAGAAACUCUUUACUUGAACGGGAAAAUGCACUGUUAAAAUCUCUUUCAAACAAUGAUCAGUUAUCACAACUCUCAACCCAACAGGCCAAUCCAAGUAGCACUUCUCAACAGCAAACAGUGAUAGCACAGCCUCCACAGCCAACGCAACCUCCACAGCAGCCGAAUGUCUCCUCAGCAUAAAGCUUUCUUGCCUCAUUAAGAACUGAAAGCAAUCUGUCCUUGUGUGCCACUGGUCUUCUUUCCACUUUAUAUGAAAGCAGGUAGCCAUGCUUCAGUUGUGUGUUUUGGCCUUUUCAGUAUUAGACAAUCAUUCUGCAAGCGCUUUCCCUCACUGAGAUGUCAUACAACACAGUUGGUGUCCAAUUAUGCCAUCAGUGCACAAGGGAAAAUGUAGAAGGAGUUAUAAUGCAAAAAUCUGCAUUUGUUUGAUGCACAUGAGUGGAGGUCUUUAAGAGCUUUAGUAAGGCUCUUCAAGGUUUCCGUUACUCAUGGAUUACUUUGAGCCUUGGAUUUUCACACAGUAACAACCCCAUCUUUAGAGCCACUGUUCUUUCAAUGACAAGAAACAUUUGCCUACAUUAGUUUCAUUUAUUUGUUUUAUUUAUUACAGGGCUGCUAUUCAUAAUGUACAUGAACAAUGUCACAGAACUUUUAAUUUUUUAAAAAAUAAAUGUAAGUAUCAGUAAAACUUGAUAGACAGGAUUGAGUUUAAUAGAAAAAUGUUUAGGCAAUAAUUGAACAAAAGAAUCCUGGCCUAUUUCUAACACUAAUGGCAAUUUACCUUUUGGUAUUUAUUUUCAGUAGUUAAGAUCCAGCUUGAAUGUAAAUUUUUGUAUAGUGUAAGUAUGAAGACCAUAGUGCAUCUGUACAGGUAGUCGCCAGUCAUUGUGAUAUAAUAAUUGAUGGGCUAUUUUGAUGAAGAAAACUUUGCUCAUUUCUGUUUCUACUUUCUAAUAGAGAAAUUGCCAUGAUUCCUCUGCUUUUUGACAUUUCGUAUGAUUUUUUUGGGGGGUGGGGGGGAAUAAAAAGCUGUGAAAUUGUUCAACCUACUUUGUAACCAAAGAAGCAAAGCUGUGUAAUUGAGUUUUUAUUUUAUAAUGCACAUUCUUUAUGUAUUUUUAUUUAGUGUUCUCAUUCACAUUUUCUUUGCUGUCUAGCAUGAUCUGCAUGACCUAUAAUCUUUGAACCACUUUCGUACCUCAUGUUUUAUCCAGCACUCUUAUUGUGAUAUGUAAUAGUCUGUGAACAAUGUCAAAUUAAAAAAAGAAAGAACAGCUAGUGUGGUGGAGCUGAGCUGGUGUGUUAUGCACUAGUUUAAAAAAAUGAAGUGAGCCAUCUUUUGUUCAUUUAAAAUGGUGUUUUGAAUUUCGUAUGCAGAAAACGUUUUGUUACAUUGCAGAUUUUAAUGUAUUUAAUAAAUGCAACAUGCAGAUUAAGUGCAGUGUAUACUGAGUAUUUAAAUUAAAAUGUACAUUUCAUAAAUACAGUUUCAAGAGACCAUUUGUAUAUACUAACGUAGUAUGUCAGAAGUUGAUGUACAAUAUAUUUUAACACUUUCUGAAAUUAAACUGCA